AUGAGCAUCUUAAGUCUUCAGGCUUUACUCAGUGCAGUCUACUGCCUUUCUUCAGUAUUGGCGUUGACAAUCACGGAAGAUACAGUUGUCGAUUCUCCAAUUAAUUUACAAAUUGGAAACCUCAAUAUCAAUGAAGGUGUCUCCUACAGUAUCCUCAAUAAUGCACUUACAGCUCUCGGGGGAAACUUGGAUAACAAGGGAAACUGGUAUGUGAGAUCCACCAACGGCUUGGCUGCUUCUGUUAGUGUUGCAUCUGGUAGCAUUCUCAACUCCGGCAACAUUGUCUUUGAUACCUUGCAGGCAAGCGUCAUCAGUAACUACAACUUGGAUUCUAUUGGAACUUUCUCAAACGACGGAAACAUUUGGAUUGGUUUGAGUGCCUACUCUUUGGUACCUCCUAUUAUUCUUGGAUCUGCAUUGGACUGGAGCAACAACGGAAAAAUCUACCUCAAGCAGGAGCAUGGAAGUGCUUCACCCAUCACCAUUUCCCAAGUUCUUGGAACUAUCAAGAAUGAGGGUACCAUUUGUCUUGAGCGUACAAACUGGGUUCAAACCACCACUAUCAACGGUGGUGGUUGUGUCAGUGUUUUGGACAAUGCCCACCUUCAGCUUGAAGUCACCCCAUGGGGUGUGUCUGACAAGCAGACCAUCUACCUUUCAAGUCCAUCUUCUUCAUUAUCUGUUCUCGGAUUAGAGCCUAGUCUUUUGGGCACCAAGACAUACAAUGUUGUUGGUUUUGGUGGCGGAAACGAGAUCAGACUGAGCACUGGCUUCUCCAACUGGGCAUACAAAGAUGGCGUCUUGACCCUUUCUUUCUUCUUCAACGUCUUCAAGGUUGACUUCAACAUUGGCGAAGGUUACUCCGACUCGCAAUUUUCCACUAACGGUCCUGGCAAUACUGGUACAAGAAUCUCAUACAGCGGAGCACCAAACGGCGAUGUUCCAGACAAGUGCUUGUGUCAAGAGUUCCCAGACGAGCCUUCCGGUUCGAGUGAGCUUCCAUCUCAGACCUCUGAGCCAGACACUUCGUCCACAUCUGAGCCUAAUACCACUUCUGAGCCUGAAACAUCUAAUACCAACGGUGCACCAGAUGAGCUGGAGACCUCGGAGCCUCAAUCGAGCACUGACAACACUUCCGAGACUGACAACACUUCUGACACUGACAGUACCGCAGACAAUGGUGACAGCUCUACCACUGAAGGUCCUACUGAUAGCGACAACACUUCAGACACUGGAAGCGAGACCGGCACUGAUAACACUUCUGAAACUGGCAACACCAGUGACGAUGGAAACACCAGUGACAACGGAAACACCACCAAUGACGGAAACACAAGCGAUAGCGGUAACACCACCGAUGAUGGAAACACUUCUGACAAUGGCAACACUACCGAUGAUGGCAAGCCUACUGAUGACGAUUGCGAGCCUACUGACGAUGGUGGCCAGACUGAUGACAAUGGACCCACCGACGACAACGGAAAAACAACUGAUGACAAUGGAAAGACCACUGAUGACGGUAACAACGGUCCUACAACGUACACCACCACUUCGAAGGUUGUCAUUGUCACCACUGACUCUGAAGGCUGCUUGACCACCACAACUUCUCCGAUUGACGACAACGACAACGGCAACGGUAACGACAACGGUAACGGCAAUGACAACGGCAAUGGUAAUGACAAUGGCAAUGACAAUGGCGAGGGCGACGAAACCGAUUGUGAUGAAGAGCCAAUUGUGCCACCACGCACAACCACCUACGUUACAGACAAGACCACCGUCACCGCUGUCGUUUGUGAAACAACCGUGGAAGGAAUCGUCACCGUCACAACCUCUAUUUGUCCUCCUGAGAACGAAGACCAUGAGAACAACGAAAAGCCCGCUCCUAACGGUCCAACUGAGACAAAGCAGCCUGGUGGAGACAAGCCAGCGCCAAAUGGUCCUACGGAAACUAAACAGCCUGGUGGAGAAAAGCCAGCACCCACGCCUGAGAGACCUAACACUGAAGCAACAGAAACCAUUCAAACUACCGCCUACAUUUCGACCUACGAAGGUGGAGCCACUCUUCCAAGAUUUGGCGCUGAAUGGGUGCUUCCUAUUGCACUUCUUGCUGUGUUAUAA
Candidozyma pseudohaemuli is the source of this 2112-nucleotide messenger RNA. RefSeq lists its product as uncharacterized. The transcript has a single exon. Lineage: Eukaryota; Fungi; Ascomycota; Pichiomycetes; Serinales; Metschnikowiaceae. The record is from RefSeq and is a predicted model, not a curated record. Bases 1 to 2112 code for a protein of 703 amino acids.